Eufriesea mexicana is the source of this 709-nucleotide messenger RNA. It is a transcript of the gene mRpL32, whose product is annotated as mitochondrial ribosomal protein L32. The coding region runs from base 34 to 654 and encodes 206 amino acids. The transcript has 4 exons. Gene Ontology annotation, molecular function: structural constituent of ribosome. Gene Ontology annotation, cellular component: mitochondrial large ribosomal subunit. The record is from RefSeq and is a predicted model, not a curated record. Lineage: Eukaryota; Metazoa; Arthropoda; Insecta; Hymenoptera; Apidae. Gene Ontology annotation, biological process: translation.
ACUAAUUGUUGUAAUCUAUGGAAUACUUUAAACAUGGCGAACGGAAUUUUUGCUAGGUUAUGUCGAGUAUUUAAAACAUUUGAUCAAGCAAUUAAUGUUAUAUUAGGUCACAAAUUUCCACCAGGCAAUUUAUACGCAAUUGAAUAUAAUGCUAUAAAUCAAGUACAACCCACCAAUUUUCCUGGAUUAUCCAUAAAGGAUACCUUAAAAGAAGCAGUUUUGUGGGCUGCACCUACUAAACGACGAACUAUAGAAAAGCGUCUUUCCAGAAGGUUUGGUGUUCCUAAAUAUAAUUGGAAACCAUUUGUUCCAAAAACAAAUAUAUUAAUGUGUAGAAAAUGUGGUCAUGAUUAUAUAGCCGGCACACUUUGCGGAUAUUGUUAUGAAAUAGUAAAAAAGGAAACAAAAGAAAUGCAGGAAGCUAUACAAGAUUCAUUGAAAUUAGAUCCUGUUGAGCAGAAUGUCAUUGUACUAUAUCAAGGAGAAAGAGAAAAACUGAAAGAUAACUUUUGGAAGAAUCAAAGAAUUGUAGAACUGAAUAAAAAGAGGCCUGAUUGGUUUAGUGCAAAUUUACUCCAGCCAAUAUCAGAGGAAUUGCCUGAAUCAGAAGUAACACCUAUAGAUAAAGAUUCAGAUAAUAUCAAGCAGGAUUAAAUUAUUAUUUUGUAUUUAUAACCUGUUUUUAUUUGCAUUAAACAAAUUUAAAUAA